GCCGUGACGUCACCGAAAUGGACGUGACUGAGCAGAAGUACUUCAGUACCAUUGACUUUGUGCUGUUUGUUCUCCUACUUGUGGCUUCCAUGGCCAUAGGACUAUACUAUGCCCUCUCUGGAAGACAGCAGAGAACCACAAGAGAAUUCCUGCUGGCUGACCAGAGCAUGAAGUGCCUGCCUCUUUCCCUGUCCCUCAUGGCCACCUUCCAGUCAGCGGUUGCUAUAGUUGGCACACCAGCAGAAGUUUUCACCAAUGGUACACAGUACUGGUUUAUAGGUUGCUCCUACAUUCUGGGACUCCUUAUCCCAGCACACAUUUUCAUUCCAGUAUUCUACAGACUGCAUCUCACUAGUGCUUACCAGUAUCUGGAACUGCGUUUCUGUAAAGCAGUGCGAAUCUGUGGAACAAUUACCUUUAUUUUUCAGAUGAUCAUUUACAUGGGUGUUGGCAUUUAUACCCCUGCCCUUGCACUUAAUGCAGUUACUGGCUUUCACUUAUGGGGUGCAGUAUUGGCAACUGGACUAGUAUGCACAAUAUACACAGCUUUGGGAGGACUGAAGGCAGUGAUCUGGACAGAUGUGUUUCAGACAGUGGUGAUGUUCGCUGGUCAGCUGGCUGUCAUCAUAGUGGGUGUGCAGCAGGCUGGCGGCCUCUCGCACAUCUGGAGGAAAGUCAUAGAGGGCAAUCGCAUCUCAGGCAUCGACCUAAAUCCAGACCCCACUGUGAGGCACACAUUCUGGACGUUAGCGCUUGGUGGAGUAUUUCUGAUGCUGUCUCUGUAUGGGGUGAACCAGACACAGGUGCAGAGGUACCUCAGUUCUCGCACAGAGAAAGAGGCCGUGAUGUCAUGCUACAUGGUGUUUCCCUGUCUUCAGAUUGCAUUGGGUCUCAGCUGUGUAAUGGGGCUUGUUAUGUUUGCAUGUUACAGUGACAACAGCCCUUUAGACAACCAGUACAUCACUUCCAAAGACCAGAUGGUCCUAUAUUUCAUUAUGGACAUGCUGCAGGACUUCUCUGGACUACCUGGUUUGUUUGUUGCAUGCUUGUUCAGUGCCUCUCUAAGCACAAUAUCAUCAGCCUUCAGUUCCUUGGCUACAGUAACAAUGGAGGAUCUGAUCAAACCACAUUAUCCCUCUAUGGUGGAGACUAGAGCCACUCUACUGUCCAAGAUACUUACCUUUGCAUAUGGCCUUGUCUGUCUUGUUAUGGCCUAUGUUAUCCAUUUGAUGAACGGUUCAGUUUUGCAGGCAGCACUGAGUAUCUUUGGGAUGGUAGGAGGUCCCUUACUGGGUGUCUUCUGUCUAGGGAUAUUUUUCCCUUUGGCCAAUAGCACUGGUGCUGUGACGGGGCUGGUUGCUGGUCUGGUCCUGGCCUUUUGGGUUGGUAUUGGUGGAUUUGUAACACAGAUACCAAGCAUCACCACUGUAAGGCCAAAUAACUGCACUGAUAUGGCAGCAACAGAGAAUGCCAUCAUGGCCACAGUGACUACUGCCUUGGCUCCCAUCACUGAUGAACCAAGUAAACCUGUGGGCUUAUAUGCUCUCUAUUCACUUUCAUACAUGUGGUACAGUGCACUCAAUUCCUCCGUUGUGAUUCUUAUUGGACUUAUUGUUAGUCUCAUCACAGGUCCAAUGAAACAAGGAGAGUUGGUAGCAGGUACAGUCUAUCCUCUAAUGGAUAAGGCACAGGAUUUAAUGCAAAAGCUUUUGAGGCCCAAAUCUUGUGUUGGCUCCCGAGAGCAGAGGCAAAUUGGUACAUGCCAGGAACAAACAAAUGGUCCUGUCCGAACAGAGAGAAACACUGCAAAGGAGGAAGAGAGAAAGACCUUUCAACCAUUAUCUCAGGUUGCUUAUUUGGAGCAGGAAACAUCAGUGUGACAUAUAAUCAAAAAUCAUAUCAUUUGUUAGUAGGGGUGUAGUGGUAUUGGAUUUAUGAUGGUAUAAUUGUGUGUGGACAAUUCUGCAGAAUUAUGGUACUGUAUUAAAACUGCUUUAUGAACAGAAAUUAUUUUCUCAUUUAAUUUGCAAGUUAUAAGGAGAGAUCCCAGGCUGUCCAAGAUAGUGCUUGUUUGGAGAAAAUGUAAAACUAAUUAAAAUCACCCAAAACUGAACACCUUGCUUCUUAGUUGUCUUCAAAAGCAUAAGCCUCUCAACAUGAAAAAGUAGAAAGGAAAACCAUAUUACAGUGGGCCAAUAAACUAUGGCGGUGAGUCAGAAGCCCUUAAAAGCAGUUUUAUGGACAAAAGAUGAUGCGGUGAA
Molecule: messenger RNA, 2261 nt
Organism: Electrophorus electricus (electric eel)
Lineage: Eukaryota; Metazoa; Chordata; Actinopteri; Gymnotiformes; Gymnotidae
Gene: slc5a6b
Product: solute carrier family 5 member 6
Biological process (GO): transmembrane transport; sodium ion transport
Cellular component (GO): membrane
Molecular function (GO): symporter activity
Source: RefSeq, a predicted model, not a curated record